Molecule: messenger RNA, 4461 nt
Organism: Mus musculus (house mouse)
Lineage: Eukaryota; Metazoa; Chordata; Mammalia; Rodentia; Muridae
Gene: Nmt2
Product: N-myristoyltransferase 2
Exons: 14
Coding region: 86-1675 (529 amino acids)
Cellular component (GO): cytoplasm; membrane
Molecular function (GO): CoA-dependent peptidyl-lysine N6-myristoyltransferase activity; glycylpeptide N-tetradecanoyltransferase activity
Source: RefSeq, marked validated
UAGAGGGAGCUGCGGCCGCGCCCGCCCUGUCGCGCCUUGCUUGCUGCUCGGAGCGCCGCCUCCCCAGCCGUUCGGAGCCGCCGCGAUGGCGGAGGACAGCGAGUCUGCGGCCAGCCAGCAGAGCCUAGAGCUGGACGACCAGGACACGUGCGGAAUAGACGGAGACAAUGAGGAGGAGACCGAACACGCCAAAGGAAGCCCUGGAGGGGAUUUGGGAGCAAAAAAGAAAAAGAAGAAACAAAAGAGAAAAAAGGAGAAGCCAAAUUCUGGGGGUACCAAGUCCGACUCUGCAUCUGACUCCCAGGAGAUUAAGAUUCAGCAGUCUUCUAAACACAACGCCAUCUGGCAGCAGAUUUCAGCAGGAGCAGCCAUGGGUGGUGAUACUAUGGAAGGUGAAUGGAUAGAUUUAAGAAUGUAUCAUAAGAAUCCCACCAUCCCUAUUCAGAAGCUACAAGACAUCCAGAGAGCAAUGGAGCUGCUGUCUGCAUGCCAAGGCCCAGCCAGGAACAUUGAUGAGGCCACAAAACGCAGAUACCAGUUUUGGGACACACAGCCAGUGCCCAAAUUGAAUGAAGUCAUAACAUCUCAUGGUGCAAUUGAACCAGACAAAGACAAUAUCCGCCAGGAACCAUAUUCUUUGCCGCAAGGUUUUAUGUGGGACACUUUAGACUUGAGUAAUGCCGAAGUGCUGAAGGAGCUGUAUACGUUGCUGAAUGAGAAUUAUGUGGAAGACGAUGACAAUAUGUUCCGCUUUGACUAUUCACCUGAGUUUCUGCUGUGGGCUCUGCGCCCCCCAGGAUGGCUUCUGCAGUGGCACUGUGGAGUCCGAGUGUCUUCAAAUAAAAAGUUAGUAGGUUUCAUAAGUGCCAUUCCAGCAAACAUCCGAAUUUAUGAUAGUGUGAAGAGGAUGGUAGAAAUCAACUUUCUUUGUGUCCAUAAGAAACUGAGAUCAAAACGGGUAGCCCCAGUGUUGAUUCGAGAAAUAACCAGAAGAGUGAACCUGGAAGGCAUCUUUCAGGCUGUGUAUACUGCGGGAGUAGUUCUUCCUAAGCCUGUGGCCACUUGCAGGUAUUGGCACCGAUCCCUAAACCCCAGGAAACUGGUGGAAGUGAAAUUUUCUCACCUGAGUAGAAACAUGACCUUACAGAGAACGAUGAAGCUUUACAGACUUCCAGAUGUUACAAAGACUUCAGGUUUGAGACCAAUGGAACCAAAAGACAUCAAAGCAGUCCGAGAGCUAAUCAACAUCUACUUGAAGCAGUUUCAUCUAGCUCCAGUGAUGGAUGACGCAGAAGUGGCCCACUGGUUCCUGCCCAGGGAGCACAUCAUUGACACGUUUGUAGUGGAGAACCCCAGUGGGAAGCUGACUGACUUCCUGAGCUUCUACACUCUCCCCUCCACGGUUAUGCACCACCCAGCUCACAAAAGCCUCAAGGCUGCCUAUUCCUUCUACAACAUUCACACAGAGACACCCCUGCUGGACCUCAUGAAUGAUGCGCUCAUUAUAGCCAAAUUGAAAGGAUUUGAUGUGUUCAAUGCACUAGAUUUGAUGGAAAAUAAGACCUUCUUGGAAAAACUAAAGUUUGGUAUAGGAGAUGGCAACUUACAGUAUUAUUUGUACAACUGGAGGUGUCCAGGGACAGACUCUGAAAAGGUUGGACUUGUUCUACAGUAGAUGAAGAUGUUAUUUCUAGAAGGCAACAUUCUCAUUUGUUAAUAUUCUAUUUAGUGAUGCCUGGAAAUGUCAUUCCAAAGAAGAAUAAAAGCACAAGUUGAGUGAAAUUGAAGUAGUUGUUAACAAUCAGAAUAGAUGGCCAACUGUAUACAUUUCUAGUUAGGGUGUUGGGAGCCAGUCUCCGCUGUUGACUAAUGUGGGAGGGAUUAAAGGUGUCCAUAGAGCUCUCACUGCAAAGAGAAAAGUGGGACUGUCUCUGUGAUCCAAACAGAAAUGGCAGCAUCAUGUUAAGAAAACCUUUGCUGUUAGGAGAGUCACUGCUGCUUUUCUGUUUAUUAAAUGGUGAUAUACUUGUAAAACAGAACAAGGAUCCAUAUGUGUAUCACCUUACAUGAUGCCACUGGAAUGUUUAUAGAAUUGACAUGUGGUAGAUACUUAAGGAGCAAUAUGAAAAUGUACCAGUGACUUAGCACAUUUAUUAUUCCAUAAGCAAAUACACAGGUCUGUCCCAUAAGCAUAGUAGCCAAAUCAGUACAUUACAGGUUUGUCUUCUGCUCUUCAGCAGGCUAGUGGAUUGUUUCAAAGGCAGAGUUUGGGGCAGUUGUUCAGUGUGCUCACUAGAGAGUACACAGCUGACUGAUGAGACCUUGCGGCUGCUGUGCAAUCUCAUUCCUCAGCAAUGUGAAGGAUGUGUGAGGGAAAGGAAGUCACAGCUCUAAGGUCAGAUUAAAUGCCCAGAGGAGUGGAGUCAGCACACAGAUGGUCUGAAUGUUUUUAUUAUGCAAAAUUGCACAUGUUCCUUUAUGCUGACUUUAAUUUAUCAUGAAAAUUGUCAUGCUAAUGGAAAAUGUCUUACUUGUAAAUAAUAAGUAUUCAUAAUUUUGUUACUGAUGUUGUUUUUACCUAGAAUUUGAAAACCAAGUUUCACAGUGUACAUAUAUGUGUAUAUGCUGCCACUAAUCCAAGGGAAAAUAAAAUACUAAACAAGGCCAUUGUAUAGACUGGGCCUUUAAGUCAGAUGCCACAAAGUAGAUACUUCCUGCCUUUACUACAGUGCCUCCGCUCCAGUCCAGACAACAUGGCAUUUCCUUCCCUACUAGAAAGGAGUCACCAAAUGUGACUGUAGGCUGUCUCACCUGUUGGCUGUUCUAUACAGCUCACAAACUGAGAAUGGUCUUUUUUUUUUUUUUUUUUUUUUUUUUAAAUCGUUGGGGGAAAUAGUCCAAAGAAUUGACGUUUUGUAGCAUGCAAAUCUUAGGAAAUCCAAACAUUUUAUCAGAAUACAGACAUAUCUUCAUUAUGUCCUAACUAUGGUUGUCUCAUGCUACAAAGGGAAAUCAAGUAGUUGUGACAGACUGGACUGUAUGUAUUGCCUGCAAAGUUAAAAUGUUUGCUCUCUGGCCUCUUGUGGACAGGUCCUAAAUAGGCCACAAAUUGUGCCAUUCCUGAUAUUACCACGAGAGGGGGCACCUGGGCCCCACAAGUGGUGCAGAAGUGGGACCAGUGCUGGACACAGGACAGAUUUCUCAUUAUACAUGUCCAACUGUCACAUUUCUAACAGAACACCUUCAGGAAAUGAAACUACCUAUUCAUUACAGCACUGUGUGGAAAGUCAAGCAGUAGGUGAGUGAGUCAGUCAAUCUGGAUCUACAGCUCUUUGGCAAUUAUUGCACUCAUUUUUAUGUCUUAUACAAAUUGAAUUUUCAGGUUAGAAUUUUGUCAUGGGCUUAUUUAUUAUUUACCUCAUGAGGAAACUGUUAAAACCAUUCCUUUAGAGAUUUGUUUAUUGCACAUUGCAGUUGUUAUAGAACUUUAAAUACACUAAUAGUUAACGGUGAUGUCUUCAUAAGUUAAGCACAUGAGCAGUUGGUAUUUUAGAGAAUUAGUAGCCAGAGCAACUGCUUGGAUAUAAAAUAACUGUUAAAACCAAAUGUAAAAGCAACAAUCUCAAGUUACACUGCCCUAUGCUCUCUGUAUCCAUAUUGUGCUGUAAGGUUUCUUCCCUUCAGAAACAGGAAAUUUGUCAGCAAGUGGAACAAAGUGGUACAGUCCAUAAGUUCAUCCAAAACUUGGGAUGAAAAAGUUUUGCUAUCCCACUCACCUCCUAAAUUCCACAAUGACUUCCAGACAGAGUGGAUUAGUAAAGUCCUGACAGCUCCACUCCCAGCCAGAAAGACCCAUCACUGUCUUGUCUGUCCUCGUGCCACAUGUCAGCUAAGUACUGCUGUAAUAAGUUCUGGCUUAGGUUUUGUUUUUAGAGUUGUUAGCUUUGAUUUUUGUUUGUUUUUGGUGCUGGGGAUCAAGCCAGGGAUAGUAUGUGCUGGUAAGCACAUAUUCUGCCAUAGAGCUCUGCCCCUAAUGUACUCUUGAUAGAUGUUAUAUAUUACAAGGAAACUGAUGAUGCGCAGGGAGAGAAUUCUUAUGAAACAACCUUAUCAGGCUUUUGUUCUGUAUCAAUUAAGCCUUUCUCCCAAGCCUGCCUUGAUGCUUACCUACAAAGAAAGCCAAAUUACCACAAAGUAAAAAUGACAUGCCGCUCUGAAGGCAGUGUACUGCUUAACAUUUAGUGUCUCUCUCUCUCUCCGUUGCAACUGAGGACUUUCUUCAGUUGCUUCACCCACCUUGCUAGACCAUGUCUGUGGCCCAUUUUCCAAGUUCGGUAGAGAAAUGUUAAGUGCUGUAGGAAACUGAUGUUCUUGCAAGCAAGCAUUGUACCAGCCUUUAAAGCAGUGAAUUUAUAUGCGCAUGGACAUUAGUCUUAAUAAACUUUGGUUUUGUUAAUCAUU